Nerophis lumbriciformis (worm pipefish) is the source of this 801-nucleotide messenger RNA. It is a transcript of the gene myct1b, whose product is annotated as myc target 1b. The record is from RefSeq and is a predicted model, not a curated record. NCBI's taxonomy places the organism in Eukaryota, Metazoa, Chordata, Actinopteri, Syngnathiformes, Syngnathidae. Gene Ontology annotation, cellular component: nucleoplasm.
UCCUCCAACACACACACAAGAAGAAGGCGGAGAAGAAGAAGCAGAAGAAGAAGAAGAAGCUUGUCUUGGGAAUGAACAAGAUGGCACAUAAUGAGACGCAUCCCCUUUUGGAAAUACUGCAGUCUUUUAACACGGGGGACAUGAUUCUGGCCUUCUGUCUGUCCAUCCUGGUCGGCCUCCUGCUGGGCGCUCUGGUCUACGUCAUGCUGACCUGGGCGUCCCGGCGCCGAGCCACCGCCCGCAUCACCCGGCGCACCAGGAGGAAGAAAUCCUUACGAUCCCAAAUCCCGCCCGAGGGCCAGCUGGGACUCUACCGCAGCACCUUCCUCAGCGUCUACCGCCAGCCUUCCCUGGAGCCCGUGGGGCCCCUGGGGGCCAAGCCGGGGCCGGACACCUCCACCUUCCGGCCGGUGCCCAGGAAGGGCAGCGUGGAGGCGGAACUCGGCGACGACACCCAGGUCCAGAUCCCGGAGGACACGCUGGCGUCUGACUCGGAAUCGCUGGUACCCAACAAGCGCCAUUCCUUCUGGUUGGGGGGCAACGGACUGAAGGGCUUCCUGCCCUCGCAGACUCCGCCCCCUGCCUACAACAGCAUCCUCCAUGCUUUCCAGGAGUCCCGCACUUAGAACUCUUCCAGGAAACUCUUCAGUGGUCCUCAUGGUUCAGUUUUUGUGGUGUCCCACAUGCGUUAUGACCAAUGAAGACUCCAUGUUGAUUGAGUACUAAAUAAGCAUGUUUCUUCCCUCCGUUUUCCAUGUUAGGAUGCUUUGGAAUUUCACAAUAAAAGAAAUGUCCAGAGAA